Molecule: messenger RNA, 1896 nt
Organism: Dissoconium aciculare CBS 342.82
Lineage: Eukaryota; Fungi; Ascomycota; Dothideomycetes; Mycosphaerellales; Dissoconiaceae
Exons: 4
Coding region: 1-1896 (631 amino acids)
Biological process (GO): triglyceride biosynthetic process
Cellular component (GO): endoplasmic reticulum membrane
Molecular function (GO): diacylglycerol O-acyltransferase activity
Source: RefSeq, a predicted model, not a curated record
AUGUACGAAAUAUACAGACAGUCACUCCGACAACCUUCCUCUCCCACUCUAUACCUACCCAGGUAUCCAUGUAUUAUUCCAUGGAUUUCCAAGCUUUUUGCCCGCCAAACCGUCCCUGAAACGCCCGCAUUCAACGCAUUACCACCACCAACACGACGGGCUAUAAUAACCACCUCCGACUUCACCUCGCUCACUGCUUCUUAUUCUGCCGCCGAGGCAAUAUUAGAAAUUCCCGCAAUCACCACGACCACAUUCACAUCUCUCCCCGUCGAGCAACAUCCCAUCCUCACCGGAGGAGGCAAGACACCGAGAACACCUCCCGCCGGACUCGAGAUCGCCUCUCAAGACAUGGCCAAGGACAGCCUGCAGAACGGAACCGUCAAGGCUGCGAAUGGCAAGCCCGCCAACAACCGCAACCAGAAAGAGCGCGCCGCGAAGGAGGUCAUAGACGAACGAGGUUCGACCCGAUACAAGCACACCUUUGCCAUUCACCAUGUCUCUCGCCCUUCGCUGUUCAGUCCCGAGACGAAGACGCCGCCGGACGCCCUGGGUUUCCGCAACCUCAUGGGCCUGGUCAUCCUCUUCUCCAACCUCCGUCUGAUGGUCGACAAUUUCCAGAAGUAUGGCCUGCUCGUCACCGUGGCGGGCGCCAAGGUGCGGUCGGAGGAUUGGUACUGGUCGGCGGUGCUGUACGCCCUCACGCCGUGCCAUCUCUUCAUCGCAUACAUGAUCGAAUACCUGGCUUCGCAGACCGCGCUCCGAGCGGCGGGCGUCAAGAAGAAGAGGGACGGCGAUGAUAGCGAUUCGUUCGAGGGCAAGACAGGAGGCGUCAAGGAGACCAUCUUCUCCACCUGGACCAUCAUCGCGCUGCUCCACGCCCUCAACGCCACCUUCAUGCUCGUGUACGCCACCUACAAGGUCUACAACAACAUCCACAACCCGGGCCUCGGGACCAUCGCCGAGAUGCACUCCAUCAUCGUCUGGCUGAAGGUCUGCUCCUACGCCUUCACCAACCGCGACCUGCGCCACGCGAUGCUCUACCCGGACCCAUCGCCCGACUCCCAGAUCGUGCCCGCCCUGUACAGGUCCUGCCCGUACCCGCGCAACAUCAACUUCGGCAACAUCUGCUACUUCUGGUGGGCGCCCACCCUCGUCUACCAGCCGGUGUACCCGCGCUCGGAGAAGAUCCGCUGGGACUUCGUCUUCCGCCGCCUCUGCGAGUUCUCCCUCCUGUGCAUCCUCAUCUUCGUCACCAGCGCCCAGUACGCCGCCCCGCUGCUCCACAACAGCCUCGAGGACAUCUCGCAGCUCCGCGUCCUGCACAUCGUCGAGCGCGUCAUGAAGCUCAGCACCAUCAGCCUCGUCUGCUGGCUGGCCGGCUUCUUCGCCAUCUUCCAGUCCCUCCUGAACGCCCUGGCCGAACUCAUGAGGUUCGGGGAUCGGGAUUUCUAUGGAGAUUGGUGGAAUAGUACAUCUCUGAAAUCCUACUGGACAUCCUGGAACCGGCCCGUGACCCACUUCAUGAAGCGCCACAUCUACUCGCCGCUCGUCGGCCGCGGAGUCCCGCCCUUCGCCGCCUCCCUGAUCACCUUCCUCUUCUCGGGGGUCCUCCACGAACUCCUCAUCGGCGUGCCCACCCACAGCAUCCUCGGCGUCGCCUUCUUCGGCAUGGUCGGCCAAAUCCCCCUCAUCUUCUUCACCGAGCUCCUGCCCAAGUGGUUCGGCAGGGGGCCCAACGUCAGACUCGCCGGAAACCUCACCUUCUGGAUCUCCUUCUGCUUCUUCGGCCAGCCCAUCGCCGCCCUCAUGUACUUUUUCGCCUGGCAGAGUAAAUUCGGUUCACCGGGCGCGAGGCCGAGCUGGCCCGGCAUGGGUGUCGCUGGCGUCGUCUCUUGA